Molecule: messenger RNA, 6126 nt
Organism: Cricetulus griseus (Chinese hamster)
Lineage: Eukaryota; Metazoa; Chordata; Mammalia; Rodentia; Cricetidae
Source: RefSeq, a predicted model, not a curated record
GGGCUGAGACCGCUUGUGCUGCACUAUGAAAGCAAUCUGAAAAGUCCAUGCAAACACCCUUAGAAUUGAACUCUUGUGGCUGCAGUGGCUCCAGACUCUAAGAAAGUGUUUAAGAAACUCAUGAAGUGGAGUAAUAUGAGCUGGAGUCAUAUAGAAUCUGCAAGAAGACACUCGGGGGAAUUGUCUGAAGAAAAGAAGAAUAUUUAGACUCUCCAAGUUCUGCAUUUACACAGCUGUGAAAUCCAAGGCAACUGUGGUGAAAGCAUGAAUAGAUCUACAUCUGCUGCAGGAUCAUCCAGCCUACUUGAAAAGGGUCCUGCCUGCCGAGUGAUUACAGUUACUAAGGAAACAGGCCUAGGUUUAAAGAUCCUAGGUGGAAUUAACAGAAAUGAAGGACCGUUGGUAUAUAUUCAGGAAAUCAUUCCUGGAGGCGACUGUUACAAGGAUGGACGUUUGAAGCCAGGAGAUCAACUUGUCUGGGUAAACAAGGAAUCUAUGAUUGGUGUAUCAUUUGAAGAAGCAAAAAACAUAAUCACCAGAGCCAAGUUGAGGUCAGAAUCUCCUUGGGAGAUAGCAUUUAUCAGACCGAAGUCUUACAUAGGCCAUCCAGGAAAUAUUUGCUGUCCAUCCCCAUUACAAGCUUCGGAAGACUGUGGGCCACAAACCUCAGCAUUUAAUCCUUUUUCCUCUCCCCGUGAAACACUAGUUCCGAAGACUUCAUCCACUCCCAAGACUCAGGACUCCGAUUUACCUUCUUUUAAAGCAGCUCAGACGAAACCUGGAUACAAUAAAACAGAACAUACUCCAAUUACUUCUUUAGACAACAGCCCAACAAAUACAUCUAAUUCAGAUAUUGCUCCUACCUGGACUGAUGAUGAUUCUGGACCACAAGGAAAGAAGAUUUCCCUAAAUCCUUCUGUGCGCCUGAAGGCAGAGAAACUGGAAAUGGCUCUCAAUUACCUCGGUAUUCAGCCAACAAAGGAACAACACGAAGCCCUGAGACAGCAAAUCCAGGCAGACUCAAAGGGGACAGUAUCUUUUGGAGAUUUCGUCCAGGUUGCCAGGAAUUUGUUUUGCUUGCAGUUGGAUGAAGUAAAUGUCAGUGCCCAUGAGAUCUCCAGCAUCUUGGACUCACAGCUUCUUCCCUGUGAUUCUCUAGAAGCAGAUGAAAUGGGAAAACUUAGACAAGAAAGAGAUGCUGCCCGGGCAGAAGUGAAUGUGCUUAAGGAGAAACUACUUGAAUCAGAGAGACAUAGGAAGCAGUUAACAGAAGAACUCCAAAACGUGAAGCAGGAAGCCAAAGCCGUAGCUGAAGAAACCCGAGCUCUGCGAAGCCGGCUCCAUCUUGCUGAAGCUGCACAGAGGCAGGCACAUGGGAUGGAAAUGGACUAUGAAGAAGUGAUCCAUCUGCUGGAGACUGAGAUCUCAGAGCUAAAGGCUCAGCUUGCUCAUUAUUCUGACCAAAAUAAAGAAAGUAUCCAGGACUUGAGAAAGAGAGUCACAGUUCUUGACUGCCAAUUGCGAAAAUCAGAAGUGGCUCGGAAAACUUUCAAGGCAUCUACUGAAAGCCUCCUUCAUUUUGUUGAGGCUGCUCAGGAAGUACUUUUGGAUAGUUCUGCUCCUUUCUCAAAUUUAAGCGAAAGGAGAGCUGUGUUUGCAUCGCAGACUUCACUCCCACUGCUGGGAAAGAAUGGGCGCAGCUUCCCAGCAAACCUGCUUCUGGAAUCCAAGGAGCUCGUUAGAUCCGUUCGUGCCAUACUUGAUAUGGACUGCUUACCUUACGGGUGGGAGGAAGCUUACACAGCAGACGGAAUCAAGUACUUCAUCAAUCAUGUAACACAGACCACAUCCUGGAUCCAUCCUGUGAUGAGUGUCCUGAACCUGUCCUGCUCAGAGGAGAAUGAAGAGGACUGUCCCAGAGAGCUGACAGACCAGAAAAGCUGAUGGAAAUGGCACUUCAGAGUCUUCCGGCUUUGCCGUCCAGGUGCACAACCAUACACAAGACGCCACAGCUUUAGAAACAGGAAUCCAGCACAUUCUGCCAGGCGAGAUGUCAACCUGGAACUGUGGUAUUUCUAUGCGCAUGUUAAAGACCAGCUGCCCACUGUACUAGUUCUUUGAAAAUAAUUUAGGUGCAUUUGUUGAAGUCAUAUAUAAUUAGAUUUUGUCUGUGUCUAAUUUUUCCUAUAUAAUUAGGUCUAUGUAACUUAGUAUGUAGUUCAUUGUUUGGUAUUAGAUGCAAUGGUUUUUAUACCAAAAUUUUGUAUUGGAAAGCUAUAUGAACAUAGGAAACUACUUCUUUUCUGAUAAUCCCCUCUCUCUAAUCACAGUUUAGGAAAGUGAUCUGAGAAAGUUUGGGAAGGGUGCUAUAUGGCUACCCCAUUGGCUGCUGAAUACAACCUUUGUUUUUUGUUUGUAUCUAUAACUCAUAAGACCCAAUCUAACUUGCAUUGUUAGGAGACUUCUAUCAUGUAUAAUAUGCUUUCAACCCUCAUCUUAUUUAAACCAGACAGCAUGGGGAUAGGGCUGAUCUGUUGGCCAUUUCCACUCAUGACUUCAGCUGGACGAACAGUGCUUCAGAGAGACAGAGCAUCCUGGCCCAGGGCUAAGACUCACACCUCAUCUUCUGAUUCCAUGUCCAGUCAGUCCCCUUUGCCCUGCUCCUGACUGGCCUCACAGAGAGAGGUUGUAGUCCAGCAGAGCACCUUCCUUGUUGAUGCAGCUGGGUCCACAGCUGUGCAUUCCACGCAAUCCAGAGGACACCUCCGAGUCAAUCAUGGCCUCUUCUUAACCCCACUCUCUCCUUCUGUGGGCCCACCCCCUCAUCACCCUUGGAUACCCACCAACUGUUCUGUAUCUUGUCAGCAGGCUUUGUCCCAUGGCUCAUGUUUUCUAAAAUAAAGAUCAUGCCAGUGGUUUGCCAUGCUUGGGUACCCUUGCCAGUAGGAGCAUCUAAGGAGAGCUGAUAGCAAUAAAGGUAUCUCUUAAAAUCCUGCCAGGCUGCUUGUAACAGAACGAAGGCCUGGAGCCAAGUGAAGCAGCCCAGCAUUGCUUAGGCAAGCCUAGCUCUCCCGAGAACACAGAGUGAGAACCCUGACGUAAAGAAAGGCACAUUAUACAUGAGUCACUGAGUUCCUACAGUCGAUUAGCACCUAAGUCAGCAUCGGUUCCUAGCUCCUAAGUUUUCUACUGAGUUUCACCUGGUAUAUGGCAUGGAUAUGGAGAAUACACAUGGGCAUCAUACUCACUUAUACCUCUCUACGUACAUGAAAGACUGGGGAUUUGAGUUGAACACACUUAGGAUUCCUACUUUAGGUCUUGAGGACAAACAUAAAGCCAGUCAAAUGCAGACUGACAAGGAGUCAUUAACCCUGAGAAAGACAAAGUGGCUGGAGCAAAUGUACCCCUCUUGUCACCCGCUGUCUGGAUACUAACUAGGAAGCUUCAGAGGGGACAGUUUUGAGAUCAGCCCCAGAGGGAGCUGUCUCCUCAAGUCUCCAAGAGGUGAACACACACUCUUUUAUAAGAGAGUACCUAUGUUGUGAAAGGUGGAUUCUUUUUAGGAGAUCCCCAAGCCCACUGGAGAGCUUCCUCCCUUGUUUGUAAGGGGAGCUAAGAUGGGAUCCUGAAAGAUGCAGUCUCUAAUCCAUGUGUUCAUGUGUGUGUGUGUGGCACUCCACACCUCUCUGCUGCAUGUACCAAUCCCUCCCUGUUUCUGUCAAAUAUAUAAUCAAAGGACUAAAACUCAGUGCUCUUCACUGAGCAUUCUAUACCACACAUAGCAAUGUGUUCAUGUGUACUAUGAACAUGUAUUAGCUUAUUAUCUUCUUUUGGAAGGUUAUUUUGAGGUAGCUUCUCCCUGUGAAACCCCUCUGCCUCAGCAUCCCAAGCACUGGGAUUUCAGCACCAAAUAUCUUCUUAAAGCCACCCAUAAGUGGAGAAGCAUAGGGAUCCAUCCCCAUUUUGUGUAGAAGCCUAGGUUCAGAAAGAAGUGGUCGUGGCCCAAAGAUCCCACCAUGCCUAUGUGUUGACGCUGGACCUCCAGGCAAGCCUUUGGUUCCUGUAAACCAUUCGGAAGAGUUGCUUGCAUUCAAUCAGCUCUACAAGGCUCCAGCACUCAGUCAGAGAGACUUCCUGGUUCACAGAAAAGAAUUCCCGGGAGAAAGAAGCAUUCCAACAGGUUCUGGUGCAUCUGAGCUUCUCCUGGGCUCUGAAUUAGCUGAGUCAGGUGAACACCCACUGAGACACAGCAGAUAAGCGGGAUGCUUGGAGAAUCUCAAGAGGGCUCAGUAGGAAUGCUUUUCUGAUGCAGAUAGAACCCUGAAUUUCCUAUGGGGAAGUUGAUAGUUUUCAACUUAAAUUAGCCCUAUUGCCGUGGUCACCCAUCAGAAAUGCUUCUUCACUGAUACACCCACUCACAUUCUGGGCUAUAGGAGCAAAAUAUGAUUACAUCCCUCCCAGUGCGUGUUUUAGUGUGGCAUUGGCCAUCAGUUGUGGAACAAGCCUCAUUUUCCUAGUGUGACAAGGGAAGGCCUAGCCAUCCUCACUCAUUUGUUCCCUCAAAAUGCUCAUGUGCCUCUAGCAAUGUGACCAGCACUCUGGGUACCAGGGCAAAGUAGGGCAACAGCUGACCGUCUCUUGGGUUGGUUUAAAAAUAAAAUUAUUUUGAAAGUCAGAAUUAUAGUUAUAUUUUAGCUUAUAAAUUUUAAAAAAUAAUUUAUUUUCCUUUCAGAAAAAUGAAAGUACUGUGGAAAUAAAUUGGGUUGAGUAAAUAGCCUGUCUCACUUUCUGGAAGCUGCCAUCACCAAUAUUUCAAUGAAUAUUUUCACUCAAAGGCAAGUAUGUCCACCUCAAAAGUUCACCUUUGAGUUAGUACAUUGUGGCCCAUCUUUGUAUAGCACUAUAGGCAUUUCCAUUGUAUUUCAAACAUCUGCAUAAGCUACCACCUCUAAGAAUGCUCAUUGUCUGUGUGUUCAACAACUUAUUAAUGAAAGCUUAGGCUACUUGAAGUUCCUUCCUACAAGUGUCAUACUGAGCAUUUGUGUAUUCGUUAAAACCCUUUCUUCAAGUGUCCCUGCACUAAAAUGCUGCUGUCUGUAGUGUGGAGACUUUUAUAAGUGAGCCACUGUGACUGAGUACAGUCAACGUGUUGUCCCCAAAAGAAGAGCCUGUCCAUCCCUAUCCAAAAAUGUGGUGUUUUAAUCAUUAGGUUGUAGCAUUUCUUUAGCAUCCAAGACUGACUUGCUCUGUACAGGAGAGUCCAGCAGUGAAUAAGUCGGUGUUUCAAAUAUAUCACUGCUCUCAUUGUUUUCCACUUUACAUAGAAUGAUGAUGGGGAGUCGCUUCUAAAUUAGCAGAGAGAACACACUCUUAUGCAUACAGUACAAGAGCCUUUACUUCUCCAUCUGUGGAACAGUAGCAAUACUUCCUCAUGCUCCCACAGUCCCAGCUUGCAUCACCUAAGUAUCUACUGGAUGCCUGGCCAACCAAGGUGUUAGGAGCAUUCUGGGUAGCACAGUUUCCCAAAGCAAAGCGGUCAAUGCCCUGAUAGUUCUACACACACACACACACACACACACACUACUGAUUUGUUUUUCUGUAUAGGGUAAGAAGUUAGGAAUUUGUUUCCUUAAGAAACCCUUAAAUUUGAAUAAUUAUGGAAAUUGCUGACCCCCCCACCACCACCACUACCUUGGCUAGAAAAGGGUAAGAAGGAACGUGCUGGAAGAGGUUCUCCAAUAACAAAUGAAAGGCAGCUGUCAAAAUAGAGAGUCAAAUAGCACAUUCAUAAAGUGCUUGCACAAUCAGAAAAUAUUAGCCUUUUUCUAGGGAGAAAUGGGACAUUUCUCUAUGGUAAGCAAAAUGUAACUUUUGAAGGGUCAACACACUUGACAUUUUUAUGAUACUUAUGCAGAAAGACCUGAACAAACAUUAAUACAGCUUUCACAGUCUUGUGUAUAAUUUUCAAGAUGAUGAAAAGCACAGAAUAUGCCUGUGGAAUUUAAAGAAUUAAACAGAAUAUGUCUGUGGAACAUAACUUUAGGAAUGUUCUAUCCAAGAUGUUUUAGCCAUAGCUGUUCACAUAUAAUAUCACUGUAUCAGUAAAACGAUUUUAUAAAUACUAAA